UUCACCCAUUCUGAGUCAGGAACGCCACUCGGACUCGAGAAUUUCCUCGGACUUGAUGAGGCGGACGCGUCGGCGGUGACUUAAGUGUAGCGCGGAGUGAGUCUUGUGCGUUGGGGACGCUCGUGUGCUUCGGAACUUGUCUUAGUGAGCUUGCGUGAUGGUGCGGUGUUUACGUUUGUGAAUGUUGGGGUAAAGGGUAAUAGCAAACGAGUUUAGCCUGUCAACUUUUAAGAUUAAGUCAUUGCCACGGAGGAUCGAAAGUGUCUCCGCAUUGUUCGUUCGUAGUGAAUGUCCGAACACAAUGACAGUGGCUAUGUCUUCCUCUAAGACGGAAGUGCAGAGCAAAGAUUUUGCAACGCGGGUGAAGGAUGACGUAAUAGAUCACUUCCGGCCCAAGUCUGGGUCACCCGCGGAGUGCAGGGAUACGAACACAUCCGUCAGCAUUAACCCUGUGGUCGUUCCGAACAGCGACGACGAAACUCUGACUUUACGAGCCAAGGAGGAGCAGGAUGGCGAGGCACGCGUCAGAGGCGACCUGCAGCCCACCGACCUCAGCGUCAAACGAAACAACAACAACAACCACAUCGAACUACAACCUCAGGGCCAAAAGCUCAUCGGCAGCAUCAACAACAACCACAUCAGCAUCCCGCCGUCCUUGAGCAUCAAGAGCUCCUUCUCGAUCACAAACCUCCUGAGACCUCUGGCGAAGGACAGGCCCUUGGACGAACCCGAGGACCUGAGCCGAGCGAGGAGGCCGACGGAGGCGCUGCCGGAGGUGACCAUCACGCCUCAGCCGCGUCUCCUGCCGGAGGACAAGGCGGCGGCCAAGAGGAAGGCGGAGGAGAUCGAGGAGGACAUCGACGUCGAGGAAGAGGACGGGGAGGAGGAGGACUGCGACGGGGAGGAAGAGGAGGACUCAGGGAUCAGCGAGACGCACCACCAGGACGAGACGAGAGGUUGUUCCUCGCCCCGUUCUCCCGACACCUGCCUGAAGAGCAAGAAGCAGCGGAAGGCGCGGACGGCGUUCACGGACCACCAGCUGCAGACGCUGGAGAAGAGCUUCGAGCGGCAGAAGUACCUGAGCGUGCAGGACCGCAUGGAGCUGGCGGCCAAGCUCAGCCUCACCGACACGCAGGUCAAGACGUGGUACCAGAACAGAAGGACAAAAUGGAAGAGGCAGACGGCGGUUGGGCUGGAACUCCUAGCCGAGGGUGGCUACGGGCGGCUCAUGGGCGGGUACUGGCCCUACCCCACCCCCCCUGGACUGCCCUCGACCGCCCACCCCGCCCACCUCUCGGCCGUGGGCGCUUUGUCGUCCAUGGCUGCGCUAUCCUCAUCGAUGGACCUUUAUUACAGACACGCACAGCUGGCCGCCCUCAGCCGCACGGCAGCCGCGGUCUCGCCCGCAUCAGCCCCCUCACUCGACGGAACGCCCUCCCUCACCUCAGUGGGCGUGACCCCUGCCAACUCGCCGCCCACGCUAGUAACGCCCAGAGUGAUAUAUCCCCCCACGCCCUCGCCAGCGGCCCUCGCCCACUACUUCAAGCAAUGAUGGCGUGUCCUUCGGCUGGGCGGAAAGGCAGAUAAUCAGGAGCUUUUUAAGAGGGUCCAUGAGACACGUCGAUUACCAAUGCAUCUGUUGUAUACUUCUUGUUUUUUUUUUAUGUAUUUUUAUUAUUGUUAUUAUUAUCACUCUCUUUUUUUUCAUUCUCAUCACCUUCGCAUGUAUAGUAGAUCUGUAGGUGUUUCUUGUAAAUCAAGACGAACGUAAUAUGAAGGAAGCUUAACUGAUAAUCAUUUUACCAUUGAAUUCACGUAAUUCUCUAUACUAUUUAUUUAGCACGGCUCGCUACGCCUGUAGUCUGUAAAUUUAGUCUUACUUAUGCUACAGUUAGUUGUCCUGAUCAUCCUAAUUUCGAAAUGAAAAGAUUCUUCCCGCUAAAAUCAAUUCAAAAGACAAGUGAAAUAUUUGAUCAGUAUUCGAAUCGUCUUCAUGCUAAAGAAGCAUUAAGAUCGCCAAAAAUGUAAUUGCUUUAGUGUCAAUUUCAGCCUUUCUUUCUAUUUUGUUUCCUUUCUUUUCUUUUUUUUCAUUCCUUCUUGAUGAGAAACACUGUAAAGUUCAAAGACAUAGUAAUUUAAUUGUAUCUUAAUAAAAAAGAAACGAUAAAUAGUGCGCUUCACCAUUACAGAGCAUGCGUGAGAUUCCAGUGGCGUUGGCAUAUCAAAAUGUGAAUCCGCGGAUCACUGGAUCUACGUAGCCGAUAAAAACACACACAUAUGACUAUAAAUACGUAGUUUUCUUAGUAGUGAAGGCAUGCUGUUAUUGUAAUUUUUGUAUCCAUAUCAUCCCCGUGUAAUUAAACGUGUAUAUGUAUUUUUAAAACUACGUAUUUGUAAGAUAAGCUUAUAAUAAAAAUAAAUAUAUGUGAACA
Messenger RNA from Penaeus chinensis, 2432 nucleotides. Its product is annotated as homeobox protein B-H1-like. Gene Ontology annotation, molecular function: RNA polymerase II transcription regulatory region sequence-specific DNA binding; DNA-binding transcription factor activity, RNA polymerase II-specific. Gene Ontology annotation, cellular component: nucleus. The record is from RefSeq and is a predicted model, not a curated record. Gene Ontology annotation, biological process: regulation of transcription by RNA polymerase II. The transcript has 4 exons. Bases 302 to 1552 code for a protein of 416 amino acids. Lineage: Eukaryota; Metazoa; Arthropoda; Malacostraca; Decapoda; Penaeidae.